Molecule: messenger RNA, 786 nt
Organism: Drosophila hydei
Lineage: Eukaryota; Metazoa; Arthropoda; Insecta; Diptera; Drosophilidae
Product: ADP-ribosylation factor-like
Exons: 1
Coding region: 151-732 (193 amino acids)
Biological process (GO): vesicle-mediated transport; intracellular protein transport
Cellular component (GO): cytoplasm
Molecular function (GO): GTPase activity; GTP binding
Source: RefSeq, a predicted model, not a curated record
GCAUAAACAAAUGCUUUGAGACUCAUUGAGAGAGAAAGAGGCUAUGUAUGGUUGUCUUGUGGCAGUUAGGCAGAGCUACAGUUGGACCCAGAACGUGUGUGAAUAUUGUCAUUCAUAAAUAGAGUUAACAAGUUUGCAAUCGUCUUCAUAAUGGGUACUUCAUUUUCAUUUUUUUUCGAUCGGUUCGCUGCCAAGGAGGAUGUGCGUGUGCUAAUGAUUGGGCUGGAUGCGGCUGGCAAGACCACAACGCUGUAUCAGCUUAAGCUGGGUGCCACUUUAACCAAUAUACCGACCAUUGGAUUCAAUGUAGAGAUAUUGGAAUACAAGCGUCUUCGUCUGACAGUCUGGGACAUUGGCGGCCAAAAGCGCGUACGAUCUAUGUGGCGCUAUUACUAUAACAAUGCGGCUGGUAUUAUAUUUGUGGUAGAUGCCGCCGAUGUUGCACGCUUUCCCGAGGCCAUGACUGAGCUUCAUUCCACGCUGCGUGUGAACGAGCUUAAGGACAGUGUUGUGCUGGUCUUCGCCAACAAGCAGGAUUUGCCAGAUGCCAUAGCUCCGGGGGAUUUAGCCUUACGAUUGCGUUUGCAUGACCUACACCAGCGUUGGACGGUACACGGCGUCUGCGCCACCAACGGACAUGGCGUUCUCGAGGGCAUGGAGCUGCUCUACCGAAUGAUUCGACAGCGUCCUCAACGUCUGCGUCGCGAACGUAGUACCGAAUCAUUUUUCUAGGCAAACUGCGUCUGCGAAUUCUCGGUUCGCUCCAAAUCUAUUUCUUUGGCUAUA